AUGAUAAUGGCGAUGUACCCAUUGCCAGUCGUAACGGAAACGGAUAUUUGUACCCAUGCAUCGCUUUUAGCACGUUUCACUGAAGAGACACCCAUUUUCACACUUCCAGCAGCCAUGGUGGGCUCUCGUCGCGUGCGGAGGCGCUCCGUGUCGGCUUGUCCUCUUCUCCCGACGUACGUGGCGCUGCUGGAGCCACUUCAACUGAGACUGCAAUCCGCUCGCGACAACAAACGCCCUCUCUUCAUCCUGCAAGUCCAACGACGCAGCAGUUCAAACAACGACAGACUCAGCUCGACAGGCAGCAACAAUUCAUGGAGUUCGCCACGUCCGUUUGAGGACUUCGAGGCGCUGCAGAAGCGAAUGAUACUCGCAUUGCAACACGGCCACUUUUGCAACGCAGGCUGUCCCUGGCUCUUUUCGUUUUUGACAAGCGAGUUCCCAAAAAAGCACAUUUUCCAGCGGAAUUUCAGCCCGAAAACCGUCGAAACGCGAAGAGGAAAGCUGCUGGAGAUGCUGACGUCCACGCUCGAGUUUCUACUGGACAGGAAAAAUCACGCGUGUACUGUUGCGACGACCGACGUGGCCAAGCUCUUGGCUGAGUUUCUCUACGGCGAAGAUGCCGUCGCACACUGCAUUGUGGACUCCUACUCCGAAUCGGAUUCCGCCAGUUACAAUAAUAGUCAACGCCAGAGCAUCAGUGUUUCAUGCGGGAACGAGGACUUGUCUAGUCACGAUAGCAGCGGAGAGCUGAGUACUUGCGGUGUCUGCAACGGGUCCUUGGCUGGACAAGCGAACAACAAACCGAAAGUCAGCCCCGUCAAUUCCAGUAGUCGCCGUCGAUCCUCCGUCUACGCAACAGUGUUGCAGUGCGGCCACCAGUUUCACGACGAGUGCAUCGUGCCUGUGCUGAACGAGACGCUGCGCUGCCCGACCUGCCACCACUUAGAGAUCCAGUAG
Molecule: messenger RNA, 957 nt
Organism: Phytophthora nicotianae INRA-310
Lineage: Eukaryota; Oomycota; Peronosporomycetes; Peronosporales; Peronosporaceae
Exons: 1
Coding region: 1-957 (318 amino acids)
Molecular function (GO): phosphatidylinositol binding
Source: RefSeq, a predicted model, not a curated record